CCGACGUUGUGGGCGAAGGAAACGAAAGCGAAGAAGCUUGUUGGCUUACUUGAAUAUAAUUUGAUUUUAUCAAAUAAACACCGCAGUUUAUUAUCUGGUAAAAAUUCCAGCGGCUGGAAAAACUUUUUCCUUGUUGAAUCCCGGUUUUGGAACCGGACGAGCAGCUGCUAUCAAGCCAGAAUCUCUUCAAAUAAGCGGAGGCAUCCAGUGAACGUCAGAAAGACAAACGAUGAUGGUGUUUGAACUGGCAGCACUCUGAGUUCUCCCGCAGAAGACAUCUAAUGAAAAAUUACUGCAACCUAACAGAAUCCAGUAUGGAGGAUAAGGCAAAUGGCUCAGUCGACACCAAAAGCCCAGUGGAGAACGGUCAGCUGCCAGACCCUUCCAACUGGGGGGUUGCUGACGUUGUCAAUUAUUUCAAAGCAACAGGGUUUGAGGAGCAAGCCACAGCUUUCCAAGAUCAGGAAAUUGACGGCAAGUCUUUGCUGCUGAUGACGCGUAACGACGUCCUGACGGGGCUGUCGAUAAAACUCGGCCCCGCCCUGAAAAUCUACGAGUACCACGUGAAGCCGCUGCAAACUCAGCACCUGAAGACCAACGCGUCGUAGCGCGGCCAGCUGCCCCGCCACCCACCUCAGCGACAAUCAAUCCUGUCAGGAGACUCCAGGUUAGCUGCGGCUUCACAAAGACUCUUCUGCCAACAGCGGCACCUUGACAAGAUUUGAAUGCUGUAUGUUUUUUAUUGUAUUGUUUGUUUUUUGUUUUUUUUUAUAAGCGUGAAUCCCAAAAAAGAAAUGGUCUGCACACUGCGUCCACUCAGCUGUUUACCCUUUCAGCCAUUCUUGUUUCUGCUGCUUGAGAUGAUGUAUUUUUUGUGUUUUAUUUAAAAAGAUUUAGAGUGAUUAUUCUAAAGUUUAGUUUAAUGUGUGGUGUAUGUAUGUAUGCGUGCAAAGUUAAUUAACCUGUAAUGGGUUUGUGUUUUGUAAAAGUAUUUGUAUAUAAGAUUAUAUAUAGAUGAAAAGGAUGUAUGUUCUGUCAUAUCUGAACACUUUAUUACCUGCAGAAAAUGAUUAUGAUGCCUCCAUGUCCCCCCCCCCCCCUAAUUUAGUCUUUAUGUUCAAACCUGCACAUCUGAGUCCAUGAUUUGUCCUGAGCAUGUAACGACGAUGCAUUUGCUUUCCCCAGGACUUUACCUGAAGCCUCUUUGUUUCUGUACACGAGGCUCUUGAUAUGAAAAUCUUUGUGUAUAUAUUCUUAUUAUGUACCUACCUGUGGUGCUCUCAGCUGUGUCACACAGACAGCUGUGUUGAAGUGUUCAUAACCCAUGUGUAAGUGCAACAUAACACUGGAGUGUAAAUAUCUUUAGACUAAAAUUGAUGAUAAACGGUGCUUUUUCUCUCUCCAAAGAACAUCGGUUUGACUUUA
This is a messenger RNA of Fundulus heteroclitus (mummichog), 1425 nucleotides long. It is a transcript of the gene samd13, whose product is annotated as sterile alpha motif domain containing 13. The transcript is spliced from 5 exons. Bases 282 to 608 code for a protein of 108 amino acids. The record is from RefSeq and is a predicted model, not a curated record. Gene Ontology annotation, molecular function: protein binding. Lineage: Eukaryota; Metazoa; Chordata; Actinopteri; Cyprinodontiformes; Fundulidae.